GUGAAGUCCGUUGCCGGCUGUCGGGAUCGGCGUGUCACACUUGCGCCUCUUGGCCCGGACGGGAGAGCCCAGGAAAAGUAUCAGAAAGACAUGCCAUGGGGCAAACAGUGAAAGAAGAUUCAAUGGAUACGGAGGAGGAGAAUCAAGAGAAUGCUUCUCAGUCAGAUGACUUUCACUGGGAUAAUUACUUGAAAGAGACUGGCUCUGAAAGUGCUCCUUUGGAAUGUUUCAGACAGUCCCAGAUACCACCAACUAAUGACUUCAAAGUCGGAAUGAAAUUGGAAGCUCAUGACCCACGCAGCAUUACUUCAGUAUGUGUUGCUACAGUUGUGGGCAUUACUGGUGCCAGGCUUCGUUUAAGACUAGAUGGUAGCGAUAACCGAAACGAUUUUUGGAGACUCGUUGAUUCUUCAGACAUACAACCUAUUGGGACAUGUGAAAAGGAAGGGGACUUACUUCAGCCUCCACUUGGUUACCAGCUGAAUGUGUCAUCUUGGCCAAUGUUCCUUUUGCGAACACUAAGUGGAUCAGAAAUGGCACCUGCAACUUUCUUUAAGAAGGAACCGCCAAAGCCACCUCUAAAUAACUUUAAAGUGGGAAUGAAACUGGAAGCAGUAGACAGGAAGAACCCUUACCUGAUCUGCCCUGCAACCAUUAGUAAUAUUAAAGGAGAUGAUGUUCAUGUCACAUUUGAUGGCUGGAGUGGAGCAUUUGAUUAUUGGUGCAAGUACGAUUGUCGAGAUAUUUUCCCAGUUGGAUGGUGUCGCCUGACGGGAGAUGUUUUGCAACCGCCAGGAAAUAAUGUUUCUACUUCAAAGAAUACAGCCAAAGCACAGUCUUGCUCUUCCAAAGCAACUCAGCGUUCAAUGCAGACGUCACAGAAAACUGCUGUAAUAUUACCCACACAGCAGGUCAAGAGAUCAGGUCGGCCUAAAACGUCUGCUGCUUCAGUCUCCAAGAGGGGACAUUCUGCUAAAAUUCCUGCACCAAGAAAAAGAGGCCCGAUUGCGGGGAAGAAGCAGGAGAAGUCUUCUCUUUGUUCCACCUCUUCAGCUUCUGUAAAUGUGCUAAUGAGAGACUAUGGGAAUUCAAAUGAUGAUUCCAUUCCUUCUAAAAUAGUGAUGUCAACAGUCUGUGUAUACAUAAACAAAAAUGGAAAUUCUGGCCCUCAUCUGGAUCAGAAAAAAAUCCAGCAGCUGCCUGAUCAUUUUGGCCCCGGCCCUGUGAAUGUGGUGCUCCGGCGGACCGUGCAGGCCUGUGUGGACUGUGCCUUUCAGCAGAAGACUGUCUUUGGAUUCCUCAAACCAGACCAUCGUGGUGGAGAAGUGAUAACUGCGUCUUUUGAUGGCGAAACUCAUUCUGUCCAGCUCCCUCCUGUGAACAGUGCAUCGUUUGCUCUUCGCUUUCUUGAAACCCUCUGCCACAGUCUGGAAUGUGAUAAUCUUUUGAGUAGCCAGCCUUUUAGCUCAUACAGAGGUAAUAACCCUAGUUCUUCUGCAGAGCAUGAUAAAAAUAAAUCAGAUAAAGAAGACUUAGAAAAGAAAACUACUAAACGACCUUCUGAACAAUCUCCACCUUAUGUUGUUCCUCUCUCUCCUAAGCUAACCAAAACAAAUAUGUAUGCCUCUAAAGCUGGACCGGACUCCAGUGUCCUGAAACAAGGUCUCUCUAAGGACCCUUCAACCUGGUCUGUGGAUGAAGUGAUCCAGUUUAUGAAGCACAAAGAUCCUCAGAUAUCAAGCUCCCUUACUGACCUCUUCAGACAGCAUGAGAUUGACGGGAAGGCUCUGUUGCUACUAAAAAGUGAUGUAGUGAUGAAGUACCUGGGGCUGAAGCUGGGGCCAGCCCUAAAACUGUGUUACUAUGUUGAAAAACUUAAAGAAGGAAAAUAUGACUGAAAAAAUGUGUAAGUUUAGACUGGAUAUAAUUCUUAGUUGUACUGUUACCUUUUUAUUUAAAGCUAUUUUUGUUCUUUUAGUCCAUUCCUCUAAACACACAUUAUAUCUAGAAUUGCAGAAAUACAUUGCAGUCCAGUCUACUUCUUUAAAGAUCAUUUGUCAUGUUACUAUUAGCGUAUUUAAAUAGGCAGUUCCGUAUGGUUUUUACUAAUUGUAUAGUUUACAAAUGUAUUUUGUAUAGAGAAAACAGUGACAUCUUUGAUUUUGGUUGAUCUUUAUAUAUAGAACCAAAACAGCUAAAUCCCAAAGGGGAAAGUAUCAGUAACUGACAAGUUUUCUAAUGAAUCUCAUGAAAAGUUUUCCUUAGAAAAUAAUUUUAAAAUGCAACUGUAGCAAUUCAUCUCUUUCUCCAAAAUGUUUUAUGUCUGUUACUGCCGUGUUCUGUUUGUGCCCUACCAGUUUUCAGAAAGGAAAUAGCCAUAUAACUUAUUUUCCUUUCAUUAUUAUUUCUUUAUAUGUUGUAUAUCUUCAUAUUUAAAGAAAAAAGGAAACUUAUAAGCAUUCAUAAAGUGUUCUUUUCAUCUUUUGAACAAUUAUAUGAUAGAGUAGUUGUUUUAUGCAGGAGAUAUUAUACUACAAAGGUGGUUUGGAUGGCGUCUCAUUACAUUUUUCCAACAAAGUCUUUGUUUUAAAUUCUUAAUAUUUUUGCUAAACUUAGACAUUUAAACUACACAUUCAUUUCUCAUAUCUAUAUGAAUACACCUGUGCCCCAAAUUUUAAAAUAUAUAUUUUAUUGUCUGGUUUAUUCCUCAUAUGGAGUAUACCAUAUUUAUAUAUUAAUCUAUAUCUGUAGGUAUUCAAACAAGUAAAUCUGUUCUUUUUGAACUUAAUAUGGCACUUUGUACUGCCACAGAGGUAAUGACCAACUAUAUAUAUGGUUAGGUAUUUUUAUUCUGUAAUAAACCAUAUGCAUCAUUUGCUAUCAUUAACUAGUACCUCUCAGCUUAGUCUUCAGGGGAUAAGAAACAAUCCAGAGAUUGGUUUCCAUACAGGGAAGUUCUCUGUCCUAUGCAAUGUUUCUGGUUAAUUUGCUUAGUUCUGAGCCAUUUAUUCUGCUAAAUAUUGGAAGGUAUAUUAGUUCUGACUUACCAUUUUGAUCUUAAUUUUUAAAGUUAGAACUUUCAAGGGAAAAUGGUGCUAAAUGUUUAUGUUUUUACUUUGUAUAACUUUGGUAUAAUGUUUAUAAGCUAUGAGAAUCUGUGCUAAAAGUAUUAGCCAUUUGUUGUAACUGCCCCAGAAGGAGACAACAGGGGCAAGAAUGUACAUUUCACUUUUGGAAAACCAAAUGUACUUUAUACGUGAAUGCAACUAUUUAAAGGGUGGUUUGGUCUAUGUUAUUCAUUUUAUGUUAUAAGACAGAAUUAUAAUUUAAUCCUGGUCUUCUUUCAAACUGUUUGUGAGAAGAUACUGUUUCCAGCUGAACAGUCCUCAGGUGUUUGUAUAAAUACUGUUUUACAGAUUUCAGAUUUUAAGAUAUAAUAAAGUUA
Molecule: messenger RNA, 3445 nt
Organism: Sorex araneus (European shrew)
Lineage: Eukaryota; Metazoa; Chordata; Mammalia; Eulipotyphla; Soricidae
Gene: SCML2
Product: Scm polycomb group protein like 2
Exons: 14
Coding region: 96-1898 (600 amino acids)
Biological process (GO): regulation of DNA-templated transcription
Cellular component (GO): nucleus
Molecular function (GO): protein binding
Source: RefSeq, a predicted model, not a curated record